Molecule: messenger RNA, 7449 nt
Organism: Monodelphis domestica (gray short-tailed opossum)
Lineage: Eukaryota; Metazoa; Chordata; Mammalia; Didelphimorphia; Didelphidae
Gene: ADARB2
Product: adenosine deaminase RNA specific B2 (inactive)
Biological process (GO): RNA processing; adenosine to inosine editing
Cellular component (GO): nucleolus; cytoplasm
Molecular function (GO): tRNA-specific adenosine deaminase activity; double-stranded RNA binding; double-stranded RNA adenosine deaminase activity
Source: RefSeq, a predicted model, not a curated record
GCAAGCUGACAGGGGAUGGAAAAGGCUGGUGGUGCUGAUGUCAGAGCCAGGAGACAGUUGUGAUUGGAUCUAAUUAGACUUUGCAGCAGCAAAUAGACAAGCUCCCUGCAUGAUUGGCUUCAAAGUGUCUGGUGCCAAACAACUAACAGAGGCGCAAAAAGUAGAAGCCGUGCAUUUACAGCCCAGCGAAAGGGAGGCAGACAGAACGCGAGCUACCCGGGGCUCCUCAGAUGCUGGAGUCUCUCUCUACCUUUGCACGGCUCUCUCGACGUCUUAGGAGCAUUUAAGCAUGCCAGCCCAGGAGAUCAGAGACACUCAGCCCAGCUGAAAACAAGUGAGAGAGAACAAUUAGAGAGGGGGCUCAAUUCUCAAAAGUGAGCCCGCUCCUUGAUCUGCAAAGCGGAAGCAGCCGCAGCAGCUGUGAGCAAGAAAAAGGUGAAAUUUACCAAGAAAGAACUCGUCUCUAUUCCAGUCUAUUGAAUCCCAGUCAUGGCAUCCGUCUUGGGAAACAACAGAGGGUCUGGAGGGCUAAGUAGUCAACUCAAAUGCAAGUCGAAAAGGAGGAGGAGAAGAAGAUCAAAGAGAAAAGGCUGGCUCCCAGGGAAAUACCAUGCCAGUGUUCCACAGAUUUCACUGGAUACCAGUCAGUUUCUUCUGGAAAAAGUAAGCCUAUUGUCAACCUUCAUCGCUCCCUUCAAGUACCUAAGCCCUGGUGCCACAAAUAUGGAAGAUGAAGACAAUUUAAGUACCAGCAGUGCAGAAGUGAAGGAAAAUCGCAACGUGGGCAACUUGGAGGAGAAGCCGCUGCCAUCCAGUGACCACUCAAGAGGAGGUGCAUCCAGCAUCAAGAGGAAAAGACCCUUAGAGGAAGGGAACAGUGGCCAUUUCUGCAAACUCCAACUGAUCUGGAAGAAACUCUCAUGGUCGGUGACACCAAAGAAUGCCCUAGUCCAACUCCAUGAACUGAAGCCAGGCUUACAGUACAAAAUGGUUUCUCAGACAGGACCAGUCCAUGCUCCUGUCUUUGCAGUAGCUGUAGAAGUUAAUGGAUUUACCUUUGAAGGCACAGGACCCACAAAAAAGAAAGCCAAGAUGAGGGCAGCAGAGUUAGCCCUGAAGUCUUUUGUCCAGUUCCCCAAUGCAUGCCAAGCACACUUUGCCAUGGGGAAUGGCAUCAGCCCAUCUACGGACUUUACCUCUGACCAAGCUGACUUCCCAGAUACUCUAUUCAAAGAGUUUGAACCAUCACCUCCAAGUGAUAACUUUUCCAGCUGCCAUCCAGUUAACACUGAAUUGCUCUCGACAGCUUAUCGACAGGGGAGAUUACUCUACCACAGGUUGGACUUGAUGGGCCAUGCAAACCCAAACAAGUCCAAGACAGCCUUCCAGGGAGAGAGAGAGAAGAACCCGGUGGUGGUGCUGAAUGAACUGCGCUCAGGACUGAGGUACAUCUGCCUUUCCGAGACAGUGGAGAAGCAGCAUGCCAAGAGCUUUGUGAUGGCAGUAAGAGUGGAUGGGAGGACAUUUGAAGGCUCAGGACGUAGUAAGAAGCUGGCCAAGGGCCAAGCAGCCCAGGCUGCUCUGCAGGCCCUCUUUAACAUUCGGCUGCCCAGCCACAUUCCCAGCAGGAGUAAAUGUAACCCUUUGCCACAGGAGUUUGCCGAUUCAGUGUACCAGCUGGUCACACAGAAGUUUCAAGAGUUAACUGAAAACCUGACUUCCAUGCAUGCCCGCCACAAAUCUCUGGCAGGAAUUGUCAUGACCAAAGGCUUGGAUGUUAGGCAUGCUCAGGUAAUUGCACUGUCAUCCGGCACCAAGUGCAUAAAUGGAGAAUACAUCAAUGACCAGGGACUCGUGGUCAAUGACUGCCAUGCAGAGAUUGUGGCAAGGAGAGCAUUUGUUUACUUCCUCUACUCUCAGCUGGAGCUGCACCUCAGCAAACAGCGAGAGGACUCCGAACGAUCCAUCUUCAUGCAGUUGAAAGAGGGAGGCUACAGACUGAAAGAGAACAUCCUAUUUCAUCUAUAUGUGAGCACCUCUCCCUGCGGAGACGCACGCCUCAACUCUCCCUAUGAAAUCACAACAGACUUGAAUAGCAGCAGGCCCAUCGUCAGAAAGUUCCGAGGACACCUACGAACGAAGAUAGAAUCAGGAGAAGGGACCAUUCCCGUCCGGUGUCACAAUGCUGUCCAAACAUGGGAUGGUGUGUUGCUAGGCGAACAGCUUGUCACGAUGUCAUGCACAGACAAGAUUGCCAGAUGGAACAUUCUGGGGUUGCAAGGAGCUCUCCUCAGUCACUUCAUUGAGCCCAUCUACUUGCACAGCAUUGUGGUGGGGAGUCUGCAUCACACUGGUCACCUUUCCAGGGUAAUGAGUCACAGAAUAGAAGAAAUCGGUCAGCUGCCAACUUCAUACCGGCAUAACCGGCCACUCCUCAGUGGAGUGAGUAAUGCCGAGCUGCGCCAGCCAGGAAAAUCUCCUCAAUUCAGUGUGAACUGGAUUGUGGGCAAUACAGACCUAGAGGUUAUUAAUGCUACCACGGGGAAGAGAAAUUGUGGAAGCUCUUCCAGGCUCUGCAAACAUGUGCUCUCCACCCGGUGGGCAAAACUCUACGGAAAGCUGAGCACACGGAUACCAAGCCAUGGAGAUGCGCCAUCAGUGUACUGUGAGGCCAAGCUGGUGGCCCAGACUUACCAGUCUGUUAAACAGCAGCUGUUUAAAGCAUUUCAGAAAGCAGGUCUGGGCACCUGGGUGAGGAAACCCCCAGAGCAAGACCAAUUUCUACUAACUGUAUAAAUCAUUAGACUCCUUUGCUCUACUCAACCAGAUUGAAACAAGUGGAGAAGGCCAGGGCAGGACAAGUGAGCUAAACAAAGGGAUUGUGCUGAUCACUUCUUUGCACUUGUUUCCCUUUUGGUCCCAGAAAGACAUACAAGCAAAGUGUAUUGUAUUUGAAUGAGGCACAAAAAUAUGGCUUUGGAAACCAUUGCUUCUCAUUGCCAAUACCCUACCAUGGUUGUCGAUGCCAAGACUCUUGUCGGGCGAGUGUAACAGUGCCACUGGAUGAUGCCAUGUUCCUUCCAUUUAUUCCCCAGAAUAGGAUGCUGGGUGUGAUUCCUACCUAGGAUUCUGGGAUGGUAGUCACAGUUUAUUAAAAAAAAAAAGAGGUACCAAACUAACCCCAGCUUAAAAUGAACUCAGGUACCACCAACAUCCCCACUCUUCCCUCAACUUUCCAAAUAAGCCAAAAGUGCAGGUGAAAUCCCCAUCAAGGUGGAAAUACACAAGACCAAAAGCAAAUUUCCCCAUUAUAGUACACAAGCCUUCUAUGGAAUCCCUUUCAUAAUAAGACAUUGAGUGAUUUGUAAAGGCAAAUCUAGUAUAGGAUUUCAUCUCUAUUUGGCCUACCCAAAUACCUGAAAUUCUAUCCUAUAGAGUCACUUCAUUGGAUGACUACAUCUUCAUGAGGUUUGCUCUAUAAUAAAAGUUCCCCUGAAAUGAAAACUGCAUUAAACACCCUCACUGUGAUUAAGUGUAUCAGGAAACUAGCAGUCACCUUAUAAAAGGCAGCAUUGGGAGCUGAGAGAAUUCAAAAAAGAAGGGCAAGUUCUUAUUUACUGAAGGAGAGUUCAGGACAGAUCUAGAGUUUGGGAUAUUGUCUUCUGGAGUAUGACUUCUUAAGGAUUGUCAAGAUGUAGCAAUUUGGAAGGGAGGCUCCGGGUCUUGUAGGGGCAUAGGUCAUUAAUAGCCUCAGGUAAUGGGCUACUGAUGAAGUUACUGGCACCUAGGGGUUACUCUAUGGCUUAAAGUCUCAGCUCUAUGACCUUGGACAAGGCAUUUCCCUUCUCUUGUUCUCAAUUGCCCAGAAGCUAAAAAAUGAGAAACUAGAUCAUAUCUAGAGUCCCUUCAGUCCAAGGGGCAGCACAAGAGCAGAAAACACUUCAAGAAAGGAAGGACAUUGAAAGGGAAGAGAGGAAGUCCUGAGAGGGUAGUUGCCCAAGAAACUGCCACUUUUCACAAUUUUCUCCUGGGUUGGCCCUGGACUCCAGUUCAUUCAAUCAACCAUCACCUAUGUGACAGCUGCUCGAAAUGCAAAGACAAAAAAACCAAAAUGGUCUCCGUUUUCAAGAUACUUAAGUUCCUUGAGCGAAGACAUGUAAAGGAAAGUGAAUAUAGAAUAUAUGCAUAGUAAAAAUAAAGUAAUAUGGAUCGGGAAUAGUGACCGGGGGUAAGAUAAGCCUCAAGAUUGGGAGAAAUGGGGAAUGGGAAAAGUAACCAUUGCUGCCACUGCAUACUACAAUAGUUGCCUCCACAUAAAAACUGCCCCAAACCCAACAAAAAAAAAAUUCACCCUAUCCCUGCAUUCCAAUGUUUUCUUAAGAUCCAGUAAUAUCCAUUCACUUAAUAAACAUUUAUAAAGCACCUAGUCUUUGCCAGACAAUAGGCAUUGGAGGGCUACAAAUAUGAGUAAAACAUGGUCUUUGCCCUCAGGGAGCUUAUAGUCAAGUAGGAAAGAUAAAUUGUCUGCAAAUAACUCUAAUACAUGAUGAGAUGUAGCAAUACAAUAAGAGAGGUGUAGCACCCAAGCAGAAUUCAGAUGAGAGAAUGAUCCCUUGUGGAUGGAAGGAACAGGGAAGGCUUCACAGAGAAGAUCGGGUUUGAGUUGUGUCUAAAGACACUAAUGUCCUAUAGACUCAGGGUCACAGGGUUAAGAUCAUUUUAUCCCAGAGUCAUAGGCAAUCGUCUACAGCGCUGAUGCUUAUGGCUCUCUAUUUAUGUCUCCAAAGUCCUAUGUGUACCACUCACUCACUAUGUGACCUUGAGAAGUGAUUUAAUUUCUCUAGGACUGUUUUCUCAUCAUCAAAAUGAGAAAGUUGGUCUAGAUGAUCUCUAUGGUCCCUUCCAGGUCUAAUAGUCCAUGAUUCUAAGUACCUUAGAGACAAAGAAACUUCAAGCCAGUAAACUAAGACAAGGUCUACACAGCACAAAAGAAUAUGGAGGACCAAUAAUUAGGUGGUGAAUUCAAGUAACACCAUGGAUAAUUCUACUCCCUCUUUAAAGAACAAAGCAGGUCACUCUGAGAAUGAGAAAGCAAAAUUAGUUCCAUAAGAUUUUGAAUAAUUCAUCUCCACAUAAUAGAAAGGAAAACUAAAUGGAGAGUUGGAAGUGGGAUGAUAAAUCCAAGGGUCCGCUUUACCCAUACACUGUCUUCAUGUACCACCCGAAUUCACCAGCUAAUGACAUACCUCUUUGUGCUAAGUGUGCCUGCCCUGCCAAUGACAACAAUGGAAAGUUACCCAUUUUCAGGGGAACAUGGAAAAUAAAGGUCUUGGUUUUUAGGGAAGAUGCAGUCCUACACAGAUCUAGAUGACCUGUUGCUGAAGUCUUCAUAGUGUAUUGACAUUUUCCAUCCCCCAUAACCUACACUGCUUUCUUGUCACCAAGGAAAACAUCCUUCACACAUUGUUCCUUGCCAGGUCCAGAAGUCACAAAGCCAAAAGGAUCAGUUGUAAACCAUUUCAAUGUAGCUGAGCACAAAUUACAAAAUGGCACCCCUCAUCUCAGCUUUGUUUGUCCACUCCCAGAAUUGUUCUUCAUGGCCAAUGUAUAUUAUCAAGUCUUUUGGUUUCAGUUUUUCCUCUUUCCCCCAUAGAAAGAAUUUAGAGAUCUCAAACUUAUGUUGCCUUGAUUGUAGUGCUUCUCUUUGGAUCUGUAUAUAAACACAUAUAUAUGUCAUGCUGCUACUGAUUUGUGAUGAGUGUCUUUUUGUUCUUCCAAAAUGUCAAGCUGAGUUACUUUUCAAACACAUAGCUCAUGGGGGUUUUUCCAUACAAUUUGCUUUUAAUAAGAAAACAGUCUUAUCAAUAAGGUCAGAUGCUUUUUAAAAAUAUAUAUUAUAUAUAUAGCAUUUACCAUGUCUGGAGAGCCAUAUGAAGUAAAGAUAUAGUAUACUAAUGCCCAGAAUAGAAUAGUUACAGUAUUUUGAUGAGCUCCUAUUUUUAGAUUACAAAUUUCAAACUGUGUCUAUAGUAUUUGUUUUCUAAAAAAAAUAAAAUUAAAGUCAUUUGAAUUUUAAUGUAAUAAAGAAAUUAGAUGUUUUUAAUUUAGGUUAAUAGAGAUUCCCCUCAAAGAAAUCUUGCCAAUGCCACAUCUGUCUGCCACAUCUGUCCAAAAAUAAAACUUUCUAGCCAAAACUAAUAAGUUAGGAAAUGUUCUUGUGGAAGGAGAGCCAUCCAAUUGCUGUGACCAUCUACUUUGGGGUUCACUUUAAUGCACCUUUGGCAAGUUCUCUACCUUGUUUCUCCAGUAGGAUCCAACUGUCCACAUCCAGGUUUACUGCUCAGGAUAAUCCAUUGGUCAGCACAUUUUUUCAGGUAAUCCCUAAGACAGGGGCAUGAUGCUCUAGUGGAAAAACUAUAUUAGGAGCAGGAAGAGACCCUUAGAGGGCUUUAGGAAAUUGUUAGCUUUCUACUACUGACACCACAUGUAUCCCUUCUCUUUUUCUCUCUUUAUCCUUUUGGUCCACAAUACAACUUAAUGGAGAGAAUGCUGGAUUUGGAGUCUGAAGACAAGAGUUUUCAGUCCCAGCACUCCUAAUUUACUAGAUGUGUGAUCUGAAUCUUUCUGAUGCUUAGUUUACUCAUCUGUAAAAUAGGACAAUAAAAGUGUACUACCUACCUCACAGGGUUGUUGUGAGGAUCAAACAAGAUCAUUUAAACUAUAAAGCACCAUAUCAAUGUGCCCUUCUAUUUCUUUAUUAUCCUACUCAUUACUUAUUUCCCCCUUCACAACUCUUUUGUUCCUAUAACCCCUGACAGGUGCCCUGACAAGUAUUGAUUAGUUCAGGACUAAAGAGAAUUCUGACCCUGGACCUGUGUACCAAGCCAGCCUGAAAAGUUGGGGUCAACUGGUUCCAUUCCAACCCAACGGAAAUCUCUUAUUUGAAAUGGGCAACUUUGUAAGGAAAUACAGACCACAGGCAUGAGACUGGUUGUCAAAUAUAAUAUCUUAAGGCAUCUCCUUAUCUUAAAGUGUAGGGUACCAAACAAAAGAUCCUUUGUCUAAUAAAAAGUCUUGAUGAUAAUCCCAAUUCCCUCAUCUCAUCUCACACAGGCACUAGGUCUCUAAUGUUACGUAGUAUAAGCAGCCACCCCAAACCCAGGAAACCACACGCUAGCAACUAACUGUAAACAUUCAAUGUUUUCUGAAGCAAAAGGACCUUACCCAACAGUAAUUCUUAAAUGAAGGUAUGUACAUAAAAGCAUGACUGAAUGGCAAUACUGUACCAAUGGGUGUACAUUUGUAAUAUUUGUAAAAAACAACAAAACCACAAAGAAAUCUGAAUUUACACAUGUGAAUUUGCCGCUGAGUUCUGUAAAUUGCACUUCUAGUGAUACCUGAUAAGUGAAUGUUUCUGUUAAGUGAAUAAAAAUCCCAAGUAAAAUUGUU